UAUUUCGAUAAAAAAGCGUUUUAUAAUAUAAUUACGAUGAAUUACGAUAAUUCUGCUGGGUUUUCUAAGCUUAUCGUUGAUACGUUUGAAAAUGUUGUUGGGUCCUCCUCCGAAUUGAAACUUCCAGUGCCUAUUUCCAGCAUUCCAGCGCCUUAUAAUAGUGUUUUCUCACAAUACACUUCAUUUAAUACCAUCCAAUCAAGCAUUUUUCAAGAUGCGUUAUAUUCGGAUAAUUCUUUGGCUGUAUCGGCACCUACAGGUUCAGGAAAAACUGUUAUAUUCGAAUUUGGAAUCGUAAAAUUCCUUUUAAAUAAUGAUCUAGCUAAUAAUUAUAAAAUAAUUUAUAUUGCCCCUAUGAAGGCGAUAUGCGAAGAAAGAUUGGUUGAUUGGCAUAAUAAAUUUAGUAAUUUUGGAAUUAAUUGUAUUUCCGUAACUGGCGAUUCUGAAAAUGUUGAUUUUCAAAGUUUAAGUAGACAUAAUUUGGUAAUUACGACCCCCGAAAAAUGGGAUGGGAUCACUAGAAGAUGGCGAGACAACGAUAAUUUGAUUAAAUCUGUUAAACUGUUUUUAAUCGAUGAGAUUCAUUUGCUUAACGAUGAAAAACGUGGGGCUACUUUGGAAGCUAUUGUGACAAGAAUGAAAACUCUUUAUAAUUUGGUUAGUAACGAACCAAAACCGUUGCGGUUUAUAGGAGUUUCGGCUACAAUCUCGAAUAUAAUCGAUAUAGCCCAAUGGUUUAAUACCCCGCAAUCCCCAGGAAAACAUUUUCGAUUUAAAGAUGAGGUCCGGCCGGUCAAAUUAAAUAAAAUCGUCAUCGGUUAUCCUUUCAAUUCGGCAAUGUCAUCCCCAUUUAAAUUUGACAUGAUGCUCAGCUACAAAUUGCAUCAUAUCAUUUUGCAAUAUUCCUGCGGAAAACCAACUUUAGUUUUUUGCUCGACCAGAAAAAGCGUCGAGAUGACCUCAAAACAACUAAUUCAAAAUUUAACAAUCACAUUAAACGACGAUCAAAAGAAAAUACUUGUCGAGGUCGCAAAGAGCAUUAAUAACCCCAAAGUAACGGAAGUUUUAAUUCACGGAGUUGGUUGCCACCACGCCGGGAUGUUACCCGAACACCGCAGAUUGAUCGAGAAUUUGUUCCGAGAUUCUUAUUUACCCGUUCUUAUCACGACGAGUACUUUAGCGAUGGGAGUUAAUUUACCGGCUCAUUUAGUGGUGGUCAAAUCGACGAAAUAUUACACUAACAGCGAGUACAAAAGUUACGAAGAGAGUAUGAUUUACCAAAUGAUUGGAAGAGCUGGGAGACCACAGUUUGAUAAUUCCGGAACAGCAGUAAUUAUGACGACGAAUAUUGAAAAGAACAAAUACGAAAACAUGAUCAGCGGAGAAGAACCAAUUGAAUCUUAUCUCCGCAAGAAUUUGGUUGAAUUUAUAAACGCGGAAGUUGUUCUUCAAACCAUAACAGACACAACCGUAGCAAUGCAAUGGUUAUCUUCGACGUUUUUGUAUAUCAGAGCAAGAAAGAACCCUAAACAUUACGGAUUACCACUUGGAUUAUCUUUGGGGGAGUUGGAUAAAAGACUUUUAGAGAUGUGCCAAAUCGAAAUAAACAAAUUAAGUAGAUUCGGGAUGUUAACAAUCGACUCAAACGCCACGUUUAUAUCCACGGAGAGUGGCCGUUUAAUGGCGAAGUAUUGUGUAUGUUUAGAAACGAUGAAACUUUUUACAGAGAUGACCGGAAACGAACGGCUUGAACAAAUUUUGGGGCUAAUUUCGAAAUGUUACGAGUUCCAAGAGAUUCGCUUGAGAUCUACGGAUAAAUCGGCUCUAAAUGUUUUAAAUAAAUGCCGCAAUAAACAGACGAUUCGGUAUCCUUUGAGUGGAAAAAUAAAAACUUUGGAUAUGAAAAUUAAUUGUAUCGUCCAAGCGGUUUUAGGCUGCUUAGAAAUUAAAGAAUCAGGUCUUUUAUUGGAUGCCCAAAGAAUUAUGAGAAUCGGAGAGAGAUUAUUAACUUGUGUUGCUGAAUAUUUAAAAAGUAAAAGAAAUUGUUAUCAAGGCUUAUUAAGUACAAUAAUUUUAUGCAAAUGUUUUCGAACUCGAAUUUGGGAAAAUUCUUCGUAUGUAAGUCGGCAAUUAGAUGGAAUUGGUUCUACUUUAUCUAACGCUUUAGUAACCGCGGGAAAAACGACUUUUGAUAACAUCUUAGCAGCUAAUCCAAGGGAUUUAGAAAGGAUACUUAAUAAAAAACCCCCUCUUGGAAACACACUUCAAGACCAAGUCAAAUUAAUUCCAAAAUACUCCCUAAAAACUUCAAAAUUAGAGGAUGGGGUUUCCGGAAAUAUCAGAAUCGAAAUCACCUUGGAGAAUGCGUCGAACUUUGACGACCAAAAGAUGACCGUGAAACCUACAGCUUUUAUGCAUUUAAUUGUUGGGGACGAGGAGAAUUUAUUAUUAUACAAAAAAUACAGCCACUUAAUAAUGACCCAAAUUGUUACAAUUUGCGAAAACGUGAUCGUUUUUUUCGCUGGAAAUGAAACCAACGUCUCAAUUAAUUGGAUCAGUGAGGAUUGGGCUGGGUUUGAUAUCGUAUCGCAAUUAGCACUUUUCGAGGAUAAAACUAAAAAAGUCGUUCCAAACGUGAAAAAAUCGAAGAAAAAGGCGAUGCUUCUUCAACAAUCGAUGGAUAAAUAUUUUUCGAACGUUAAACCGAUUAAAAGAAAGAGAAGUGGAGAAAAUAAUUUAAAACCUCGUAAAAUUAUAAAUACAAUUAAAGAAAACCAAGUCAUUAAAACCAACAACCAAAACAAUAACAACCAAGUCGAUGAUCCCGAUAUAAUUUUAUCCACCCAAAAUCAAGUUAAUUCUGAUGAUACAAAGAAAUUGGGGCAAAAAAUAAUCUCGGAUUCGAUAGCUUCUUACAUAAGAAGUGUUAACAAAAAGGUUUUAUUGGAAAAUGGAAUAAAGGAUGAAUUAAUGAAAAAUGUUCAAUCUAAAAUUACUCCCGAAAUGAACGAUAAAACUGAAACGGUCUUAAAAUCGAUAGAAAAUUAUCAAGAACAUAAAAAGACGCUAAAUGUACAAAAACAAAGUGGAAAGUCUGAAAAUCCCGUUAAUAGAUUAAAAAAGGAAAUGAUUGCAAAUAGAAAGGAGUUUUUAAACUCAACUAAAACGUUAACGUUUGAAGCAGCUGCAUUAAAAGUGAACCCAAUUAAUUUGGAGCAAUUCUCGAUGGAAAAUAAAAAGAAAUUAUCCCCUGAAAGUAAAGAAAUUGAAUCCCAAAAAAGUAUUACGUGGAAAUCACCACUAAUCGAAUCAAAGAUUCAAAAAUAUUCCCCGAAUUUAGAUAAACCCAAACCCAAUUUAGAUUUGAUAAGGAGAAAAUUUAAUUUUCCUCCAAAAGAUAAAGGGAAAUUGACUUAUUCGUUGGCUGAUAAAAAUUGGGACGAUAAUAAUAAGAAAAUAGAAGAAUUCGUUUCGAAACCUUUCUUGGAUUUAUUAUUUGGCGAAAAAAAUUGCGAUUUAGAUUUAAAUGGGUCAAUUUCUUCAAAUACAUCGAUUACAAGAUCGAUUAAAACGACUGUGGCUGAAUCGAUUUCUUCUUACAAUCAAAUGGGUGUUAGUUAUAUCGCUGAUAGAAUUAAAUCUGCUAUUCCUAAGAUUAAUAAUGAAAUUAAUGUUAAUAAAGAAACUGUAAAUGAGGAAAAUGUUAAUAAAGAAAAUGUUGAGGAGGAAAUUAUGAAUCAAAGAAAUAUUAAGGAGGAAAAAAAAUCUUCCGAAACAGAUUUGUUUGAAAAAUUAGAAAUGGAAGAUUUUUUUAUAGAAUCAGAACCAGAUUUAGUCAACUUAGAAGCAAAUCCCUUCGAAAUUAAUGAAGAAUAUAUAAACAAAUUUAAUAAUUUACCUCAAAAAGACGACGGUUUAACACUUAAUAAUUACGGUCUCCAUCAAAAUCACGAUUUUGAAUUUAAUCUCGAAAAUAACCACCAAGGAACCUUUUAUAAAAACACUCAUAAUCACCACCCGAACGUUCUAACACCUUCACAACAUUUAAACCUUUACGAACAAAGAUCUUAUAACCUACCAAAUUGUGAAAGACAACAUUUUCACCCACCACAAAACCAAAAUGAACUUUACAAUCAUUAUCGUCAUCAAAAUUUUCCAAUUAAUCAACACCACCACCAUCCCCCAUCAUCCUAUUAUCAAAACGGUUACAAUAAUCAUUGUAGGUCAUAUCCCACAUCUUAUUUAGAAUUACAAAGGCAUUAUUUUGAAAAUCAACUAAAUCGUUAUCAAUCGAGAUACACUCAUUAUAAGUCACCAUAUUUCCAAGAUAUCGCUUCGCUUUCUUAUCCGUGUACGAACGAAGGGUGCCGAAUUAGAAAUGAAAUGGUGCGAAAACCGAGAAUAAGCCAAUUCGAGAAUUUCGAAGGUUUUAAUCAACAAGGUGAGUUAGAUUAUUUGAUGCCGGAACAUGAACCAGUUCAACGAAGUACGGAUUAUUUUGACGAGAGGAGGAGAAUUCACGAGCAAACUCGUUUAAUGAAGCCAUAUUUUGAUUCACAACAAUUAAAUAAUCAAUUUGAACGGAUGAAACGAAAAUACGAUCGAUUUGAUGAUUUCUAA
Molecule: messenger RNA, 4620 nt
Organism: Onthophagus taurus
Lineage: Eukaryota; Metazoa; Arthropoda; Insecta; Coleoptera; Scarabaeidae
Product: putative ATP-dependent DNA helicase HFM1
Molecular function (GO): nucleic acid binding; ATP binding
Source: RefSeq, a predicted model, not a curated record